ACAGCUGAUACAGAUGUAAUCAGCCGGUUAGUUUGUGGAAGAGUAUAAUUUCUAAAUAGAAGAACUUUAAAAGACAGAACCUAAAUAAUUCGAUAUAUUUAUCGUAUUUUGCACAGUGCGUCUAAACAAUGAAGGCACAAUGGCUCGGUCGCCAUUUGAGAGCUACGCAGACUUUUGUACUGCAACGAACUGUUAUAGCACGGUCAGACGUUUGUUGUCGAAAAUUCUCAACAACAGUCAGCAGCUCGUCAAAGGCUAAAAUCUUAGAGAAAACAUUUUUAGAAAAGGCCACUUAUGGACCAGGCCUACACGAGUUCAUCAAUGUAAAACGCGCUCCAACACAUAUAAGUUCUGAGGAAAUCAAUGAAGAAAUUCAGGUACCAUACCUUUUGCCGGAAAACUAUAAUGGUCAGGGACGUAAAGUGUUUUUCGAAGUGUACGGCUGCCAAAUGAACACCAAUGAUACUGAAGUCGUAUGGGCGAUAUUGGAAAAAAAUGGGUAUGAACGUUGCCACGAAGCUCAGCAGGCGGAUGUUAUUAUGGUUGUUACUUGUGCUAUACGUGAUGGUGCCGAACAGAAGAUUUGGCAUCGUUUGAAGCAUUUACACGCAAUGAAAGAACGUAGAUCGGCACGACGCGGUCCAUUGCAAAUAACAGUACUCGGCUGCAUGGCUGAACGUCUUAAGGAACGUUUACUAGAAAGAGAGAGGAGUGUGGAUGUCAUUGCUGGGCCUGAUAGCUAUAAAGAUCUGCCCCGUUUGCUUGCAGUAUCACGGCAUUACCAACAAUCAGCUAUCAAUGUACUGCUGUCACUGGAUGAGACAUAUGCCGAUGUAAUGCCAGUGCGUUUGAACGCCGACUCUCCAACUGCAUUUGUUUCGAUUAUGCGCGGUUGUGACAAUAUGUGUUCCUAUUGUAUUGUACCUUUUACACGUGGUCGCGAACGUUCUCGACCUAUCGACUCUAUUGUAAAGGAGGUGCAGAUCUUGCGUGACAACGGAGUUAAAGAAGUUACUCUGCUGGGUCAAAAUGUUAACAGCUACCGGGAUCUUAGUAAUAUACCUUCAAACGUUACAGAGCAAAUUACUAACAGCAAAGUGGCACCCGGUUUUCAUACUGUUUAUAAAACGAAGGUAGGUGGCAUGCGCUUCGACGAACUUCUGCGGCAAGUGGCUGAAACGGCUCCAGAUAUGCGUAUUCGCUUUACAUCGCCACACCCGAAAGAUUUCUCCGAAGAUGUGUUGCGUGUUAUACGUGACUACCCAAAUGUCUGCAAAAACCUACAUUUACCUGCACAGUCUGGGAACGAUGCGGUUCUUGAACGCAUGCGUCGUGGAUAUAGCAGGGAUGCGUAUUUGCGUUUGGUGGAUACCAUACGAUCAAUAUUGCCAAAUGUCGGUCUGUCAAGCGAUUUUAUUUGUGGUUUUUGUGGAGAAACUGAAGAGGAAUUCAAAGAUACAUUAACACUCAUGGAACAUGUUCGUUACAACGUAGCCUUUCUAUUUGCAUACAGUAUGCGUGGACGUACAACUGCACAUCGUCGAUAUAAAGAUGAUGUGCCAAUGAAUGUGAAAACUGAACGUUUACAGCGGAUGGUGAAGGUAUUUCGUGAAGGAGCAACCGAUUUACAUAAGCUUUAUGAAGGACGUGAAGAACUCAUACUCAUUGAAGGAAAAAGUAAAAGGUCGGAUGAAUAUUUGUUCGGCCGUAAUGAUGCCAAUAUUAAAGUUAUUAUUCCAUUAAUGGCAUUGCCCGACGAAAUGGGAAUGAAAAGAGAAAUCACUACCGGCGAUUUUAUAGUAACCAGGAUAAGUGGGUCCAACUCUCAGGUACUUAAAGGCACGCCACUCUACUUCAGUUCUAUACGACAGUUUUAUUCAAACCGUUAUGAAGACAAAAAUGUAAUAAAAUUGUAAGCAAUCUGUUUCGUGUUAAAUAUACAAUUCCUGUUUACUUUUUUUUGAAAAAUUA
Messenger RNA from Ceratitis capitata (Mediterranean fruit fly), 1971 nucleotides. RefSeq names its product CDK5RAP1-like protein. The coding region runs from base 129 to 1916 and encodes 595 amino acids. Gene Ontology annotation, biological process: negative regulation of cyclin-dependent protein serine/threonine kinase activity; tRNA modification. Gene Ontology annotation, cellular component: cytosol; mitochondrion. Gene Ontology annotation, molecular function: 4 iron, 4 sulfur cluster binding; tRNA-2-methylthio-N(6)-dimethylallyladenosine(37) synthase activity. The transcript has a single exon. NCBI's taxonomy places the organism in Eukaryota, Metazoa, Arthropoda, Insecta, Diptera, Tephritidae. The record is from RefSeq and is a predicted model, not a curated record.